This is a messenger RNA of Eptesicus fuscus (big brown bat), 2189 nucleotides long. It is a transcript of the gene ARHGAP22, whose product is annotated as Rho GTPase activating protein 22. The coding region runs from base 1 to 2118 and encodes 705 amino acids. Lineage: Eukaryota; Metazoa; Chordata; Mammalia; Chiroptera; Vespertilionidae. The record is from RefSeq and is a predicted model, not a curated record. The transcript is spliced from 10 exons. Gene Ontology annotation, molecular function: GTPase activator activity. Gene Ontology annotation, biological process: signal transduction; activation of GTPase activity. Gene Ontology annotation, cellular component: focal adhesion.
AUGCUGCCCACGGCCUCCAGCAAAAGGAGAACAUUUGCGGCCAGAUAUUUUGCCCGCUCCAAAAGCCUGGUGAUGGGGGAGCCGAGCCAGAGCCCCGGGCAGCCCCCCGGCCCCCGCGGGCAGGGCCCCGUGCUGAAGGCGGGCUGGCUGAAGAAGCAGAGGAGCAUCAUGAAGAACUGGCAGCAGCGCUGGUUCGUGCUGCGCGGGGACCAGCUGUUCUACUACAAGGACAAAGAUGAGGCCAAGCCCCAGGGACAUAUUUCUCUGCAAGGGACGCAGGUGGCCCAGCGUCUUCCUGGCCCUGAGGAUGUGGGGAAGCACCUCUUUGAGAUCAGCCCAGGUGGUGCCGGGGAGCGGGAGAAGGUGCCGGCCAGCCCCGAGGGGCUCCUGCUCAUGGCCAGUUCUCAGCGAGACAUGGAGGACUGGGUGCAGGCCAUCCGCCGGGUCAUCUGGGCCCCGUUUGGUGGAGGUACUGCCCGUAGCCUGCAUGCUCACCCUCUAGAACCCUUGCGUCCAGGGAUCUUCGGGCAGCGCCUGGAGGACACGGUGCACCAGGAGCGCAAGUUCGGCCCGCGCCUGGCGCCCCUGCUGGUGGAGCAGUGCGUGGACUUCAUCCGGGCGCACGGGCUUGGCGAGGAGGGGCUCUUCCGCCUGCCCGGCCAGGCCACCCUGGUGCGGGACCUGCAGGACGCCUUUGACUGUGGGGAGAAGCCGCUGUUUGACAGCACCACAGAUGUGCACACGGUGGCCUCCCUGCUGAAGCUCUACCUGCGGGAGCUGCCCGAGCCCGUGGUCCCUUUCGCCAGGUACGAGGACUUCCUCAGCUGCGCCCAGCUGCUCACCAAGGACGAGGGGGAGGGGACUCUGGAGUUGGCUAAACAAGUGAGCAGCCUUCCCCUGGCCAAUUACAACCUGCUCAGUUAUAUCUGCAAGUUUCUGCAUGAAGUUCAGUCCCACUCAGAUGUCAACAAGAUGAGCGUCCAGAACCUGGCAACCGUUUUCGGACCUAACAUACUUCGGCCACAGAUAGAAGACCCAGUGGCCAUCAUGGAAGGCACGUCCCUUGUCCAGCACCUGAUGACCGUCCUGAUCCGCGGACACAGCCAGCUCUUCAGUGGGAGGGCCCCAGAGGGGCCGGCCGCGCCCCACGGGGGCCCCCCCUGCACAGUGGGCUGGGGCUCGGAGGAGGUUCCGGGGGACAGCCAGGCAGAGCCCGGUGGCCCCCACCCACCCUCACUCAGGACCUCGUCCCUGGACGGGGCGGCUGUGGCCGCGCUCUCCAGAAACUCCCCCCGGGGCCGCGGGAAGAGGCUGCAGACUCUGCCCGGCUGGAAGGCCUCCUUUCGGCAGUCGGGGUCUCGGUCCAGCAGCUCGUCCCCGGAGGUGCCCACAGCCUCCUCCGGCGGGAACUGGCUCGUGAACGGGCUGUCCUCCCUGCGCGGCCACCGCCGGGCCUCCUCGGGGGACCGGCUCAAGGACAGCGCCUCCCAGAGACUCUCCACCUACGACAAUGUGCCGGCGCCCAGCCCCGGCCCCAGCGCGCCCAGCGUGUCCAGCUUGGCCUGGUCGGGGGCCUCUUCCUGCGAGGCCUCCCCGGGGGGCUCCGUCAGCAGCUGCUCCGCCUGCCGGGCCAGCGACUCUGCCUGCAGCUCCCUGCACCCCGAGGGCACCCCUGAGCCCUCCCUGGUCCCCAGCAGCAGCGAGGAGCUCAGGUCCCCGGAUCCGGGGCGCAGCCUGGAGGAGGCGGCCGUCUGCCUCAGCAGCAGUGAGCCCAGCGAGCCCGGCAGCCCGGCCCGGGACCCCACGCCCCACUCCACGGCUCUCCAGGGCCUGGUGGCGGAGCUGCGGGCGGAGCUGUGCCGGCAGAGGACGGCGCACGAGCUGAGCGUGAGAAGACUCGAAGAUGGUACCACCGACCUAAGGAAACGAAUGUUGCGGCUGGAGGAGGAGCUGGACCAGGAGAAGAAGAAGUACACGAUGCUGCAGAUCAGGCUGCGGAACUCGGAGCGGGCGCGGGAGGACGCCGAGAGGAGGAACCAGCUGCUGCAGGAGGAAAUGGAGGAGUUUUUCUCCACCCUGGGCAACCUGACUGUGGGGGCCAGAGGGGCCCCACAGUGAAGGAGCUCUCUGCUCACCUCCCUCCGAAGCAGUGGGGAAGGCGGGUGCAGGGGGGUGGGGGCGGGCUGUGA